GCUGUCUUUCUUGCACUUGUGCGUUCUAACGUAUUAAACAGUGACGAUUAUGUGUUUGUGUGUCCCAAAAUAGAAAAAAAUUCCUGUCAUCUGUUUUUAUAAUUAAACGUCAAAUUGAGCCAAACAAAUAAGUGAUUUCAGUUCGAUUUCAAAUGAGAAUUGUUUUCAUUUCUUCUUAAAAAUGAAUUAACCUUUUGGAUGAACGUACAAAGCCGUCGUUUUCCUACCAUUUCGAACGCGUAACGUAAAUUUUGCGGGAUCAAUACUUGGGCUAGUUGCAAUGGGAAACGAAGAUACUGGGGAGUGUUCGCAACAGGGCGAUAAUUGCGAGUUUGGUAGGCCGUUAAAGAAAGCCAAAUACGUGUGGCAAGUGAAGGGGAAAUACCACCUUAAAGCUAGUUACCAGAACAAAUCGGAGCCUUCUGUGGAUGAAGAUGAGGAGAAACGUCCUUGUGAAUGCGCUCAGCAUAAGGCAUCAGAAGAGAGAAAAUGUAUUGAUAAUUUCCUUGCCAAAUCUGAGUCGUUCUUUGACAGUGAUGAGGAAGAAGAAGUCUCAAAAAACAUUGACAAAUCCAUAUCAAAUGAAAUACCUAUUACUUUAGUAUCACCGUAUCCCAAAAACCAGGACUAUUUUUUGCGAAAAUGGCAAGCGAGACAAAUCGCGCGUGGUUACAUUGAAAACACGAUAAACAGCGUUUUGGAGACUUGGGGCUCUGCCCCCUUCGAUGCUGAAGAUUUUGUCGAAAAUUGCGAUGAAGAUGGACAUAUUGAAGAUGAAGGAAUUUUAGUGGCAAUUCAAGCACAUGGGCUACAAUCCAACUUGCCAAAAAAAGAGAACUCUUUGUCUGAACUCGCAGAAAAUGCUUUAGAAAAGAUUGACACAGUCAGGAGUCAAAUUCUGAGACAGGAGUUAGGUCUGGAACCACCUCCAGAGUGCAAUCCGACAAAAGAUUGUGAAUCUGAAGACUUGAGUGUUGAAUACAAUGUGGUGGAUAUCUUGAAUUCUGCAAUUCUAGUUGCCAUUGAAAAAAAGGGGCUGUCGUCUAACAAUGAUUAAACUCGAGCAAAGACUGUUUUUUUCUAUUAUAAAUUUUGUAUGUAUUUGUAAGAAUUAUUUUGUGUUAUUACUAGAAUUUUUAUUUCCUCAUUUUAUCAUCACAUGAAUAAAAGUACCUUGAAAGUU
Tribolium castaneum (red flour beetle) is the source of this 1183-nucleotide messenger RNA. RefSeq lists its product as hypothetical. The record is from RefSeq and is a predicted model, not a curated record. The transcript is spliced from 2 exons. Lineage: Eukaryota; Metazoa; Arthropoda; Insecta; Coleoptera; Tenebrionidae. The coding region runs from base 281 to 1057 and encodes 258 amino acids.